UUCCUAUUCUUCUAUAUAUAGUUAGCUUUACUACAUAUAUUGUGCUUGACAUAUAUAAUUUUCAUUCAUGGAGAGUAUUCUUUUCCAUUUGGUUGCACUGUUGUUGGUUCAGUUCAUGGUGAUUAGUACUGCUAAGGUUGUGACUAACAUCACCACUGAUCAAUAUGCUCUUCUUGAUUUCAAAGCCCAUAUAACUUCUGACAUCCUAGCACAAUAUUGGUCGAGCUCCACUCCCAUGUGUCAAUGGGUUGGCAUCUCUUGCAGUGCACGCCAUGGAAGGGUCACCGCCUUGAAUCUUUCAAACAUGACACUCCAAGGAACGAUCUCUCCACACCUUGGAAAUCUCUCCUUCCUAAUCUCUCUAAACAUCUCAAUCAACAAUUUCCAUGGCCCUCUACCAAAGGAGUUGGGAAAGCUGCCCCGACUUAAGCGAAUUAUUGUUAAUAAUAAUAGCUUCUCUGGGAUCAUCCAUCAUUCCCUGUUCAACAUGUCAAAGCUGGAGAUCAUGGAUUUAAGCUACAACCUUAUUGAAGGGGGUAUCCCAUUUGAGAGAGGCCAACUUCCCAGCUUGAAAGUACUAUCUGUGGAAGGCAACAAGCUUUCAGGAUCUUUACCAGAUGAUAUGUAUAAAAGUCUUCCAAGACUAGAGAAGUUCUCAUUUGCAAAUAACACGUUUGUUGGAUCCAUACCAAGCAGCAUCGGGAACCUGACUAAGCUCAAGGAGUUAUAUCUAAGUUUCAACUAUUUAAGAGGUGACAUUCUGCAAGAAUUGGGUAAUCUUAUUGAAUUGGAGAUAGUUGACAUGAGGAAUAUGGGAGUCGGAGGUCCAAUUCCAUUUUUUAUCUUCAACACCUCUUCUCUGAGAAAGACCAAUCUGUUUAGAAAUCACUUAGUUGGGAGUCUUCCAGUGGAUAUAUGCCACCAUAUUCCUCUCCUUCAGUCGCUUUAUCUUGGUGACAACAAGCUUACAGGAGGAAUACCCAAAAGUAUUGAAAAUUGUACUCUACUUGAGAAGUUACGAGUUGAUCAUAAUUACUUGAAAGAGUAUGGAUCGGAGGGAAUUAUUUCUACUAGAUGCGAUGUCUAUGCUUUUGGUAUCCUACUGAUGGAGAUCUUCACGAGAAUGAAGCCUACUGAUGAAAUGUUUGUUGGGGAAUUGAAUUUGAAAAGUUGGGUGAAAGAGUCACUAGUACAUGCAUUAACUAAAGUUGUUGAUUCCAAUUUGCUGAAGAGAGAGGACAAACAUUUUGUUGCUAAAUUGAAUUGUCUGUCAUCUGUUAUGGAAUUGGCUUUGGCUUGCAUAGAAGAUUCACCAGAAGAUCGGAUAAUCGUGAGUGAUGCUUUGGUUAUGCUCAAAAAGAUCAAGAACAAAAUGUUGAAGGAUAUUGGAGCAAAGUGUAACACAAGAUCUAGAAUGAGGAGGCAGUCAUAGCUGCAAUGGGCAUUGGGUGGACAUAGACUCUUAAAUUAAUAAGUCAUAGCUUCUGAGAAAUGGGCUCCCCUUCAAUUAGGGUAGAGAUGUUCUUUUCAGGAGUUGUUUCUUUGGCCAGUAGUGCUAAUGUUAUGUAAAGUGAAAUUUACUGUGACUUUUUUUUUUUGUUUUUGUUAUGUUCAUGGCAUGUUUGAUUAAAUGCCUCAAUGAACUCCGUCAACUCCGAAAUUGGUUGUGUUGGAGUACAAUAUGUAGAAUGUUUAAACUAUGGCAUCAAGUUUCUUCUA
Molecule: messenger RNA, 1719 nt
Organism: Tripterygium wilfordii
Lineage: Eukaryota; Viridiplantae; Streptophyta; Magnoliopsida; Celastrales; Celastraceae
Product: putative receptor-like protein kinase At3g47110
Exons: 5
Coding region: 68-1432 (454 amino acids)
Biological process (GO): protein phosphorylation
Molecular function (GO): protein kinase activity; protein binding
Source: RefSeq, a predicted model, not a curated record